UUUUUAAAAUCCCACAGAGCACUGUAAAUUAAGAAAUUACGCCUUGUUCCGCACAUUUUCAAACAAAGGAAUGAAAAGAUCUAAUUCUAAAGAAAACAACACGAAUACGAUUUCCACAAAGAAAGCGCGAUUCAACGAUAACAACAAUAAGCAAAAGUUAUCCGAAAAGAUAUAUGGCAAUUACAACGCAUAUUACACAUCUCGACGUGUUCCCAAGUCAAAAUGCUACAUUGAUCCUCGUAUUGACAUGCUUGACCCAGCAUUAUUUAAAAACAAGCAAAUAUUAGACAUUGGAUGUAACACUGGCAACAUCACUAUCGCCAUUGCCAAAAAGAGAGAACCUGCACAUAUACUUGGUGUAGACAUAGAUGAAAGCCUGAUUCAAAAGGCAGAAAAUAAUAUUAGACUUGUCUAUUCACUAAGUAACCCAAAUACAGACAGCGCAGAACUUGAAAGCCCAUUUGAUUUAACUCUAAAGUCGCAUUAUUUUCCACUCUCAAUGACGCAUAUGUUUGGUUUUAUUCCAAUGGCAGUUCCGCCUGAUUUCAAAGAGAUAGAAAACUUUCCUUAUAAUGUCUCGUUUAAGGCUGCAGAUUGGACAAAAGAACAAGCUGAAGGAGAGAAAUAUGAUACAGUGCUAGCACUAAGCGUAACCAAAUGGAUUCAGAUUCACGAAGGAGAUGAUGGAUUAAAGAUGUUUUUUAAAAAGAUAUAUGAUUGCUUGAAACCAGGAGGAACAUUAGUCCUUGAAUCUCAAGAAUUCGGCUCCUAUCAGAGAAGAGCAAAGCAUAUUGAUGGUUCUCUUAAUGUGGAGGAAGACUUUCAGUUUCGACCCGAGAGUUAUACAGACUAUUUGAUCAAUGAGGUAGGGUUUAAUAGCCAUCAUGAAUUGGGUGUUCCUAAAGAAGAGGGCAAAGGCUUUGCUCGUCCAGUUGUCUUGUAUUGUGUGCUUUAUAAAAUAAAUUAUGUACCUUUACCUCCUGCUGACCUCCCUUCCUCCUCUCAGCGGAAACGGAUCAUUGUGUUCAGAAAUGGUUCUUCUUGCUCAAGUAUGAAAGGAAAACGAGCUGCGCCUACAAAGCGUAUUACUAAGGAAAUCAAACGAAAAUGCAAACAAUCUGAUGGAGACCGAAUUUAUUUAUGCUAA
Messenger RNA from Rhizopus microsporus ATCC 52813, 1147 nucleotides. RefSeq names its product Bin3-domain-containing protein. Lineage: Eukaryota; Fungi; Mucoromycota; Mucoromycetes; Mucorales; Rhizopodaceae. Bases 71 to 1147 code for a protein of 358 amino acids. Gene Ontology annotation, molecular function: O-methyltransferase activity; snRNA binding; RNA methyltransferase activity. The transcript is spliced from 7 exons. Gene Ontology annotation, biological process: snRNA modification. The record is from RefSeq and is a predicted model, not a curated record.